AUGGGUCGUUCGGUCCGCCAAAAACGCAAGGCGCGGUCCUCGCGGCCCGUCGUCAAGCAGUCCAACAACCGCCGGCGCCCGGUGAACCCCACGGGCAACGCCAUCAUUGCUGAGAACUGGGACAAGGAACAGACUCUGUCGCAAAACUACCGCCGGCUUGGCCUCAUGAAUCGCCUCAAGGUCCCAACUGGUGGUAUCGAGCGUCUGGGCACCGACGCCGUCAAGGAGCGCGCCGCUGCCAACUCCAAAACCGACGCCCGCAUCGAGCACUACAUCGACCCCUUUAACAAGACGGCCAAUGAGAUUCUGGGCGACAAGCGCAAAGCGCCUGCCAAUGCCUCAUCCUCCGCUGUUUCUUCGUCUUCGAACACCAUCCGCGAAGUCCGUGUCGAGCGCGACGCCCGUGGCCGCAUCGUGCGUGUCCUCGGCGACGCCGCACCCGCCCACAACCCCCUGAACGACCUGCUGAACGACCUCGAGGACGACGAGGAAGCCGACGCGGCCGAGGCUGCCGAGGCCGCCGCCACGACAUACGAGGAGUGGGGCGGCAUCGAAGAUGCGCCGAAGAAGGGAAAGAAGGGCAAGACGGGCGAUACGACAGGGAAGCCUGCGACGCCCGUCGUGGCCGCCCUCGAGCACCUUGCCAACCGGCCCGUCGGCCCCAAGCACGUCCGCCACCAGAGCCAGGCCGAGCGCGCCUGGCUCCAGACCCUCGUUGACCACUACGGCGAGACUGAUCCCAGCGACUCGACCCUGGCCGCCAUGGCCUUUGACCGCCGGCGCAAUCCUUUCCAGCGGACCGCCAACGACAUUCGGCGGCGGCUGGCUACCUUCCGGGCCGAGGGCGGUGCUGUGGGUGUGAAGGUAUAG
This is a messenger RNA of Sporothrix brasiliensis 5110, 870 nucleotides long. RefSeq names its product Nucleolar protein 16. Bases 1 to 870 code for a protein of 289 amino acids. The transcript has a single exon. Gene Ontology annotation, cellular component: nucleolus. The record is from RefSeq and is a predicted model, not a curated record. NCBI's taxonomy places the organism in Eukaryota, Fungi, Ascomycota, Sordariomycetes, Ophiostomatales, Ophiostomataceae. Gene Ontology annotation, biological process: ribosomal large subunit biogenesis.